This is a messenger RNA of Drosophila navojoa, 2020 nucleotides long. Its product is annotated as pyruvate kinase. Lineage: Eukaryota; Metazoa; Arthropoda; Insecta; Diptera; Drosophilidae. The record is from RefSeq and is a predicted model, not a curated record. Gene Ontology annotation, molecular function: magnesium ion binding; pyruvate kinase activity; potassium ion binding. Gene Ontology annotation, biological process: glycolytic process.
GCAAUCAUUUUUGCCAUACAACGCAUCGUCAGUAUCUGUUUUGUGCGUGUCAUCCGUAUCCGUAUUGGGCAGCAUUCUAAAUAUAAUUAUCGUGGUUUAUACACUGUCAAUCUAGUAGGCAACAAAAUGGUUAACGUAACAAUUUAUGAUGAGGCACCGAAGCUGAAGGCAAACGAAGUACCACAAAACAUGGCUGCCGGAGCUGAGAGCCAAUUGGAGCAUAUGUGCCGCCUGCAGUUCGACUCGCCUGUGCCCCAUGUGCGUCUGUCGGGUAUUGUGUGCACCAUCGGACCCGCAUCGCGCAGUGUCGAGAUGCUGGAGAAGAUGAUCGCCACUGGCAUGAAUGUGGCGCGCAUGAACUUCUCUCAUGGCUCGCACGAAUACCAUGCUGAGACGGUUGCCAAUGUGCGACAGGCUGUUAAGAACUAUUCGGCCAAGCUGGGAUACGAGCACCCAGUUGCUAUCGCCCUGGACACCAAGGGUCCUGAGAUCCGUACUGGGCUCAUCGGCGGCAGUGGCACUGCUGAGAUUGAGCUGAAGAAGGGCGAGACCAUUAAGCUGACCACCAACAAGGAAUUCCUAGAGAAGGGCUCUCUGGAGAUAGUCUAUGUGGACUAUGUGAACAUUGUCAACGUGGUGAAGCCGGGCAAUCGCGUGUUUGUCGACGAUGGACUCAUCUCGCUGGUUGUGCGCGAGGUCUCCGGGGACACGGUGACUUGCGAGGUGGAGAACGGUGGCGCUCUUGGCUCCCGCAAGGGUGUCAAUCUGCCCGGCGUGCCCGUCGACUUGCCAGCUGUGUCCGAGAAGGACAAGUCUGACUUGCAGUUCGGUGUAGAGCAGGAUGUGGACAUGAUCUUUGCAUCGUUCAUUCGCAAUGCUGCCGCUCUGACCGAAAUCCGCAAAGUUUUGGGCGAGAAGGGUAAGAACAUCAAGAUCAUCUCUAAGAUUGAGAACCAGCAGGGCAUGCACAAUCUGGACGAGAUCAUUGAGGCCGGUGACGGUAUCAUGGUCGCUCGUGGUGAUCUUGGCAUCGAGAUACCCGCCGAGAAGGUGUUCCUGGCCCAAAAGGCAAUGAUCGCACGUUGCAACAAGGCUGGCAAGCCCGUUAUUUGCGCUACUCAGAUGUUGGAGUCCAUGGUGAAGAAACCACGUCCCACUCGCGCCGAAAUCUCGGACGUGGCCAACGCUGUCCUCGAUGGCGCUGACUGUGUCAUGUUGUCUGGUGAGACAGCCAAGGGUGACUACCCACUGGAGUGUGUGUUGACCAUGGCCAAGACGUGCAAGGAGGCCGAGGCUGCCCUGUGGCACCAGAAUCUAUUUGCGGAUUUGGUGCGCGCAGCCUCCGCAACCACUCUGGAUGCUGCUCAUGCGGCGGCCAUUGCCGCUGUCGAGGCAGCCAACAAGGCCAAGGCAGCCGCCAUUGUGGUGAUCACCACCAGCGGCAAGUCCGCUUUCCUGGUGAGCAAGUAUCGCCCACGUUGCCCCAUCAUUGCCGUCACGCGUUUCGCGCAAACUGCUCGUCAGGCACAUCUGUACCGUGGCUUGGUGCCACUUAUCUACAAGGAGCCUGCCCUCAACGACUGGCUAAAGGAUGUUGAUGUGCGUGUCCAGUUCGGCUUGCAGGUGGGCAAGAAGAACGGCUUCAUCAAGGCUGGCGACUCUGUGGUCAUUGUCACUGGCUGGAAGCAGGGCUCCGGCUUCACCAACACCAUUCGUAUUGUCACUGUCGAAUAAGCCUGUUAUCAGUGGCUGGCACUGCGCCCGUGUUUUAAGCGCUGUGCGCGUGCAUCAAUUACUGUUAUUAACCAAGUUAAUUUAUUGAAAAUUCUCAACAAAUAUAUAUGGAUUAUUGGAUAACGAGAUUGGAUAUAUUUAUCUGCUGUCAGAGCGCCACUGAAUGUCUCCAUGGAGCCAUUCCUUCACACAUACACACAAAUACAAGCAUACAAAUAUAAUUUAUCAUUGUUAAAUAUAGAGUUCUUUAUAGUAACAAAGAUUAAUAAAAACUAUAUGUAUACAU